GCUCCACGUCGGCACCAGCUGUGGGGCAAGAUGGAGGUGCUGAUUUUGGAACCCUCCCUGUAUACUGUCAAAGCCAUCCUGAUUCUGGACAAUGAUGGAGACCGACUUUUUGCCAAGUACUAUGACGACACCUACCCCAGUGUCAAGGAGCAAAAGGCCUUUGAAAAGAAUAUUUUCAACAAGACCCAUCGGACUGACAGUGAAAUUGCCCUCUUGGAAGGCCUGACGGUGGUGUAUAAAAGCAGCAUCGAUCUCUAUUUCUGUGUGAUUGGCAGCUCCUAUGAAAAUGAGUUGAUGCUUAUGGCUGUUCUGAAUUGCCUCUUUGACUCCUUGAGCCAGAUGCUGAGGAAAAAUGUAGAAAAACGAGCUCUGCUGGAGAACGUGGAGGGGCUCUUCUUGGCUGUGGAUGAAAUCGUAGAUGGAGGGGUGAUACUAGAGAGGGAUCCCCAGCAAGUUGUACACCGGGGGGCAUUGAGGGGUGAAGAUGUACCCUUAACGGAGCAGACCGUGUCUCAGGUGCUUCAGUCAGCUAAAGAACAGAUCAAGUGGUCACUCCUCCCGUGAAGACCCCAGGCCUGGCUCCUCGCCCCCCUCAAAACUCUGCAUGUCUGCUGUGAUUUCUCAUCCAGGCCCAAACCGGUGCUCUCAGGGUCAUCUCCGGGAUUAUAAGGGAU
Ictidomys tridecemlineatus (thirteen-lined ground squirrel) is the source of this 674-nucleotide messenger RNA. Its product is annotated as coatomer subunit zeta-1. Gene Ontology annotation, cellular component: COPI vesicle coat. NCBI's taxonomy places the organism in Eukaryota, Metazoa, Chordata, Mammalia, Rodentia, Sciuridae. The record is from RefSeq and is a predicted model, not a curated record. Gene Ontology annotation, biological process: intra-Golgi vesicle-mediated transport; retrograde vesicle-mediated transport, Golgi to endoplasmic reticulum; intracellular protein transport.